AUGGCGUCCAACGAUUUUGCCCUCGCCCAGCAGCGACUUGUGGCACGGAGACAGGCUCGAGAAGCUGAAGCGCAAGCACGAAUAGCGGCGCAACAAAAAGCCUCCCAAGCUGCAGCUCGGCUCAACCGACUACCAUUCCCUCUUGGACGUUUGGGACAGGCUGGGUUAUCAACAUGGGAUACUAUCAGAGGAAGGGAGGGAACGAGGCCAGCUUUCAGAGUUGGGCAGGUUGAUGCGGAACUGUUAGAUGAGGAGUUACUGGAACUCCUCAAAGGACAAGUUGGGGAAGCGUUGAAGUACUUUGGAUCUCACAUACGGGAUGACUGGUCUGCGGAGAUUAUGCUCGCUCUGAGAGCUGUUCUUUUCAAGCUUUCGGUGUGGGAUCACGAUGCGACAUACGGUGCUGCCCUCCAGAACCUCAAGUUCACGGAUGCGAGGAAGAAGGGUCCGGAUUUGGUGCCUCCCACAAAAUUGCAGAAGGCGUUGUAUGGAUUAUUUACGGUUGGAGGAAAAUACGCAUGGACCAGAUGGGAAAAUUGGCUCGUGGAUAACGAUAAUGGAUACGAUACGCCUAGCCCUGCAUUGCGGAGACUGUCACGGUUAUCAGAUGCGUUCUCGACUGUAUAUUCGACGGCAGCAUUCGCCUCCUUCCUGGUUUUCCUUCUGAAUGGCAGAUACCGCACUUUGCUAGACCGCAUAUUAAGGUUGCGCUUGGCGACGCCGACAAGUCAAGUGAGCCGAGAAGUCUCUUUCGAAUAUCUGAACAGACAAUUAGUAUGGCACGCAUUCACCGAAUUCCUAUUAUUUUUGUUGCCGUUAGUGGGUAUAAGCAGGUGGCGGAGAUGGCUUGCCCGAGCAUGGCGGAAAACGAAGUCAGUAAUGCGCACUGGCGGAGAAGAGGACGAGGAUUUAAAGUCUGGGGAAUUUGCAUUUUUGCCAGAGCGAACCUGUGCAAUUUGUUAUAAGGACCAAAACCCUACGUCUACGUCGGAAGCUGAGGUUAUGGCGGCUUCAGGCUCGUCAGGAGUCAUUGGGUCUGCGCAAACUGACAUUACGAAUCCCUACGAGACCAUUCCUUGCGGCUGCAUAUACUGUUUUGUAUGCUUGGCAGGGCGGCUAGAGGCCGAAGAAGGCGAGGGCUGGACAUGUUUGAGGUGCGGUGAAGAAGUAAAGGAAUGUAAACCAUGGAGUGGGGAUGUUCUCGAAGAGGUGGUCAAAUCUACGCACUCUUCGAAAUCUGUCGGCUUUUCAGAUGCUCCAAAGGGGGAGGAAGAAGAGGGAGAAGAAGACGAGGGAGAGGACGAGGCAGAAGGUGAGACAUUUGACGAAGAGGAGGAUGAAUUGGAAGAAGACGCUGUUGAGUGAUCAAAUCCACUGGGGGGAUUUUGAUUUCAGCAAUGGGGAUGAAAUUCUCAGCAUUUAGGCACGGCGUUGGCUGGUUUGAUACGUCCAUAUAUUCAUAUGUGAUUGGCUAAUACCUAGAUUCUCUUUUCACUCCUCUAGAGGAAUGCCAUCACGUGCCAAAACAUACCACACCCCCAAUGCUUUCAACGGGUUAAAUAAGGCUCGAUCUUAAUAAAAUACAAAUCAUGAGUUCUUUACUCGG
Molecule: messenger RNA, 1606 nt
Organism: Amorphotheca resinae ATCC 22711
Lineage: Eukaryota; Fungi; Ascomycota; Leotiomycetes; Helotiales; Amorphothecaceae
Exons: 2
Coding region: 1-1365 (454 amino acids)
Biological process (GO): protein import into peroxisome matrix
Cellular component (GO): peroxisomal membrane
Molecular function (GO): zinc ion binding
Source: RefSeq, a predicted model, not a curated record